Messenger RNA from Sarcophilus harrisii (Tasmanian devil), 4897 nucleotides. It is a transcript of the gene STX17, whose product is annotated as syntaxin 17. Lineage: Eukaryota; Metazoa; Chordata; Mammalia; Dasyuromorphia; Dasyuridae. Gene Ontology annotation, biological process: exocytosis; intracellular protein transport; vesicle fusion. Gene Ontology annotation, molecular function: SNAP receptor activity; SNARE binding. Gene Ontology annotation, cellular component: plasma membrane; SNARE complex; endomembrane system. The record is from RefSeq and is a predicted model, not a curated record. The coding region runs from base 496 to 1401 and encodes 301 amino acids. The transcript is spliced from 8 exons.
UCACUAAUGAAGUCAAUGGAACUGUGAGAGCGGGGAAAAGAUAAGUGAUAGGAGACUAUGCGUGGGACCCCUGAGGGAAGACCGUGAUACGGUGGCCUCGUGUGGCUGACCUAGGGAUGGUUGAAAAAGACGCGUGGGAAAUCACUAAAAAUACGCACCUGUGUAAAAAAAAAAUACACAGGAAAUUUGGCGGACUGCAUGUGACAGAAACGUGAUACAGGACGGGGAUGGUGAUUGUUGACACUUGUAAAGGAGAGCAGUGAUUCUGUGGGAUGUUGAUAGAUCGAGAAAUGCAUGGAGCCCCGAAAGAGAGCGAAGAUUCCCGAGUUAGAGGACUUGGGUCUAAAUCCCACUCGUGCCCAUUGUUUUUGUUGACAGUGGACACGGCCGUACCUUCUCGCAUCCUCCGUUUCCUCUUUGCCAUUCUAAGUCCUAUGUUUUUCUACAUAAGUGGAGAAAGCAAUUUGGGCAAGUGGUGACCACCUUCACUUUACGAUGUCUGAAGAUGAAGAAAGAGUGAAAUUGCGGCGUGUUGAACCAGCUAUCCAGAAAUUCAUUAAAGUGGUAAUCCCAACGGACCUGGAAAGGUUGAGAAAACAUCAGAUAAAUAUUGAGAAGUAUCAGCGAUGCAGACUUUGGGAUCGGUUACAUGCAGAACAUAUCCAUGCAGGACGGACAGUUCAGCAACUUCGCUCCAACAUCCAACAAAUGGAGAAGCUAUGUUUGAAAGUCCAUACAGAUGACAGGGGAGUUCUGAAAAGAAUGAUGGACCCUGUUAAAGAAGCAGCUUCAGGUGCCAUAGCAGAAUUUCUCCAACUUCACUUGCAGUCUGCAGAAGAACUUAAAAAUCAGUUUAAUGAUGAUGGAACCUCACUUCAAUCUCCUUUGACAAGAUCAAUGACUAUAGGAGAAGCAUUUCAUACCACCAGAGCUGAAGCUGGUCCCCAGAGUUUGGUCCAGGUGUAUUCAACCCUGCCUGAAAUUCCUCAAGAUCAAAAUGCUGCAGAAUCCUGGGAAUCUUUAGAAGCGGAUUUGUUGGAGCUCAAUCAACUAAUUACUGAUUUCUCUCUGUUAGUGAAUUCUCAGCAGGAGAAGAUUGACAGCAUCGAAGACCAUGUCAACAGUGCUGCUGUGAAUGUUGAAGAGGGAACCAAAAACUUAGGGAAGGCUGCAAAAUACAAGCUGGCAGCUCUGCCUGUCACAGGUGCAAUCAUUGGAGGAGUAGUAGGGGGUCCACUUGGCCUCUUUGCAGGCUUCAAGGCAGGAAUUGCAGCUGCAGUUGGUGGUGGGUUGUUGGGCUUCACAGGUGGAAAAUUGAUACAAAGAAAGAAACAGGAAAUGAUUGCGAUCACUUCCAGCUGUCCAGAUCUUCCUAGGCAAAGUGACAAAAAAUCCAGCUGAAAACCAGACCUGUUUCAUUAGGAUCCCUAUAGCAGUUUGCCAACAAUGAUGGACUCGCAAGUCAGCUCAUGGAAGACAAGUUUACUCAUUGAUUCAAGGAAUGUAGACAAUCAUAUGGAAUGGAAAUGGAAUCCAAGGAAACAUUUUGUCAUUUGACAAAGUAUUAAUUGGGAUAUUUGUGUUUCAGUAGCCAGGUGUUGAGAACUGCCUCUCAGGUGAAGUUCAGAGAUGGCUGUUAAAUUACAAAUUUUGUACCUAUGUGAUGGUUGAGUUAUGACCUUCACAAGGACUAGGAUCAUUUGCCAGUCUGUCAGUGUUUAGUUUUAAAGUAGGUUUAAGGGAUAUUAGAGGAAUGUUUUCCUUAUUUACCCUGACUUGCAGAUCUAAAGAAUUGACAAGUUUAUAGGAAAUUAUUUCAACUAUAGAAAGAAAAUGAAAGUUAUUCUACAAGCCUUUCCUUGGGGAACUGGAACUUGGUCUCUGGGUGGAAGUAAAAUUGAGAUGUCAUCAUGUUCAGUGUGUGUCUACUGGGUGAGACUGCUACAGUCUGGCACGUGCCCAGGGGACUGAAGUGAAUGAAGCCCAGCACAACACAGCCUUACCUUGCCCAGAACUGUUAAAAGAAUGGAAAGACAUAUCCUUCAUAUCCUGUUUUCUUUUCUUUUUUUUUUCCUCCAAAACAUCUCCUACCUCUCUUCCAAGCUCUAUUUAUUACUUUGAACUUGCCUUCUUUCCUUCUUUUUUUUUCUUCUGCCUCUCUUUAAAUAAAAAAAUAAGUGAUAGGAGACUUCCUUUGCCAGUCAUAGACAUUCCUGCUAAUCUCUUUCUACAUUUUCAAGGAUCCUUUGCUUCUUAUGGAAAUAUUUUAAAAGAUUAAUUCAACAAAUCUACAAAGAAAUUUUAUUUACGGUAUGCACUUUACAAUUCUUUUUCUCUGUACUUACUUUCCUAAACCUCCAAGAUAAAAAAAAAAAAAAAAAAAAGAUCCAAUCAUCAUUCAGUCUGAUUUAGUGUUUAAGUCAGAGAGGGGAAAGAGCCAAAGUGACUUUUUUUUUUUUUUUUUUUUUGGCAGUUUUCAGUCUUAGGACAUUAGUGUACUCCUUGAAAGUAACCUUCUAGGGAGCUAAGCCUUGUCUGAAAAAUCUUCCCCUUAAGUAACAUUUUAAGAGGAGAGAACUUUAACUGCUUAUCUCAUCAGAUUAAUGUGAAAAGGCCUUGGAGUUUUAGUGGACUUCAAGACCAAUAUGAGCCAACAGUGUUAUUUGACAGCCAAAAAAUCUAAAGCAUUCUUAGGCUUCAUUGAUAGAAGUGUAGUAGUGUGCUGAUCAAGGGAAAUCAUUUGGUCAGCAUUUAUUUAGGGCCUGUGUGCCAAGUACUUUGCCAACCAAAGGAUACAAAGAAAGGCAAAAGAUAUUCCCUACUCUCAAGAAGCUCACAGUGUAAAGGAGAAACCUACUAGAUUCUGUGUUCGUCGUGACACAUAUAUCCCCAGUUCUGUAUUCUGUUUUUAGGGCCACAUCUCUGGAAAGAAAGUGACAAGGUUAUGUGCAUAUAUAAGAGGAUGGCCAAGAAUCUAAACCAAGGGUUUCAAGUGUAUAAACUGUAAGCCACAUGCAACCUGUAAAAUUCAAGUACUACCCAAAUAAAACUAAAAUGCAAUUAAGAAAUAUUGACACAAUAAAACAGAUAAUAUUACAUUUUGAAAUUAAGUCAAUAUGUGGCCCACAAAAAUUUUUAUGUAUAUCCAUUGGCCUUAAUUUCUAUUUAAGUGUGAAUACCACUGAUCUAAAACAUGCUAUAUGAAAGUCAGGUAAAGAUAGUAGGAAUGUUCAACCUAGAGAAGAGUAAAUUUGGAGGAUAUGUAAUAAUAUCCAUAAAAUAUUUGAAAGGCUAUUAUAUAACCUUUUUUUUUCUUGGUCUCAAAGGACCUUUUGAACAAAAACACUUAACAAGUUUUCUUCUUAAGUAAAAACAAUGGCCUGCCUACUUUAUCUUUUUUACUUAUACUAUUUACUUCUCUUUUUACUAUCUAACCAUUCAAGGAUCUCUCCAAAUUAUUAACAAGCUAUUUAAAGAUUUCACAAAGGUUUGGGUUGUACUUACCUCUUUUCCUUUACCCUCCAUUUCUUCCCUAUUCCCUCCCUUUUUUCUCUUUUACACACAUACACACACUUUAACAAUUUUCUUAUUAUGUUUAUCUUUUGGGUGAGGAGAGAGAAAUGUCUCUCCUACUCUAGCACCAACUUGAACAAAAGAUAAUAGGUUCCUUCUAUGGUACACAUUCAUCCAAUUGAUUAAUAUAAUAGAGUAGUUGUUGUGAGAGUGAUGAGUCAUGUGAUAUCAUAGUGAGCUGGAGGUCCUGUGAUUCCUCUAGCGUUGAGUUUAUUUCUAGGAAUUUCUGUUCAUCCUUAAUUUUUGACAUUAGUAUAAAAUCUAGAGAGAACCAUGAUUUUAUUAUUAAAGUUAUUAUUCAUUCUUACUAGUUUUACAAAGUCUCAGGAAAGAGAGCACUAUUUCCCCUUCUUUAUGUGGCCCUUGUAUUAUUUGCUAUCUGCUUUGAUAUCUAUUGUCUCCCAUCUGGUAUUACCCUGUCUGGUUUUAAUACAACAUUGUGUUAAUAUUUAUAUCUGAAAGUUUCCAUAUAGCUCCUUGGAACACUUAUGGUUUUUGGUUUUGUUUUUAGUUUUCCAAUCUUUCCUUGACACAAGGGUUUGGGAGAAGGAUUUCAAUUAGGAUAUAUUUAAUCAAUUCUUCAUUUAACAAGUUUUAAAUAAGUACCAACAACAUAGCUGCCAAACAUUGUGUUGAACAUUGAGGAUAAUAACGAUACUACUCCCAGAGUUAGCUGAGCUCUUCAAAAUGGUAUAUAGGCAGCUUCAAUGAAUAGAGCACUGGAUCUGGAGUCAAGAAGAGCUGAGUUCAAAUCCACCUUUAGACACUAACUUGGUGACCCUGGGCAAAGCCACUGUCUCUUUUUUUUCUCAUGUGGAAUAUGAGGAUAAUUGUAGCAUAUACCGUAGCGUAUACCUCCCACAGCUGUUGUAAGAAUAAAGUGAGAUAUUUGCAAAACACUUUGCAAACCUUAAAAUGUUAUAUGAAUGCUAGCUAUGGUGACGAUGAUGAUGUUAUAUGCUAAUUAUGGAAUAGAUCCCAUUUCUAACACAUGUUCUAUGUCUGGCAACUCCAUCCUUUCACCUUUUUUGCUAAAUUCAAUGUUAUUCCCCAUCAUUUUUCGUUCCACAUAACCUCCUGAUUGUUCCCAUGUUAAUCCACUCCUAAUCAUCUAUCUUAAUACUGGGCAUCCUCCAUGCCCUGCUUAGAUGGCACUCUUGAGUCAUUGCAAUUGAGAUAUAUAAAGCUAAUGGGUGUGGGAGGGGGGAGUUUCAGUGACUCAGAAAUGAGAUGGGACUUCCUAGCUAAACUCUUAGAUGACUAUUUUUAGAAUUGAGUUGUUGCUACCAAUGGUACUAAGAAUAAAAAUACCUCAUUUGCAUUA